This is a messenger RNA of Nicotiana tabacum (common tobacco), 3400 nucleotides long. RefSeq lists its product as uncharacterized. NCBI's taxonomy places the organism in Eukaryota, Viridiplantae, Streptophyta, Magnoliopsida, Solanales, Solanaceae. The record is from RefSeq and is a predicted model, not a curated record.
GAGAGAGAGAAGAGAGAGAGAGAGUUCAUCAAACGGACAAGUUGCGAGAGUGGGAUCCUCUCUGUCUCUCUCUCUCAUCCUUUCUUUUCCUCACAAAACAUCUCUCUCUCAUAUUCUCUCUCAAUAUAUGUGAGGCUUAGGCUCAUAACCUCUGCUUUCCUUUCCCUCUUUCCCAAACCCAGAAACAGAAAACAGCAAAGCAAACAAACAAGAGAAAAAAAACCCCCAAAAAACCCAUUUUUCUCAAACCCUAUAUAGACAAAGAGAAAAAAACUCACAAUACAACAACCAUAAAGAGUGAUUUGAGGUUGCAAAAUCCAUUGUGUUAUUCUCGAUUAUCUUUAGAUCUUGUUCCAUCCUUAAAGGGUUUUGAAAUUGGAUCGGAUACCGGUCAAGCUCCAACUGAUUAGGGUUUUGAUCAGAAAGGGUUCUCAGUGUUAAUAUCAGCUUCUUGUUGAGCUUCAGAUCAGAGCAAAAUAUGAUUUUGGGGGGAUAAUUUGAGCCUAAUUGGGAAUUGAAUGAUAGAGAUUUUUAGGGUAUGGAAGAGGACUGUAUAUUAUACUAGUAGAAAUGGAGAACUAUUGAAACAAAGGAAAAAGAAAAGGAGAGUUGAUAAGUGAGAAAGGUUUUUUGAGUUUUUAAGUGAAAAGGGGUUGUUGUGUUUCCACAUCAGUUUUGCUUAAUUAGUGUAGGGGAUGUUUAUGUUAUUUGGUUUUGGUAGUGAUAUGCAAGAAGAGGUGAUGGUUGUAAAGUUUUGGUUUUUUAGACAAGAUAAAGGAUCAGAUUACUUUGGAGAAUUCUCUUUUCUAAGAAAACCAUUUGGAUUGACAUAGUUCUUGAAAAGUUUAUUUGUGGCAUUACCAUCUUGAGUUAUUGUGGUCUUUUCGUAUUUUAGCUCCGUGAUAUUAGAUUUCGAGUACUUGAAGGGGGUUUCUGAUUUCUUAGGUGUAUCGCAUUGGAUAUUUGAAGUGAAGAGCUAGUUUAAUUUAAGUGGGGUUUUUGGACUGAUUGAGUUAGGAUUAAAUGGAGGUGAGCUGAAGUUGGAAAGUAAUGUGGGGUCAUGGUGAAUGGACAGGAGUCUAGUUGCUUGUUACUGGAACACUGCUGUGAGAAAGUAACUAAAGGACACUGUUUCCGGAACAGCGCCUUUUUAGCUCGGAGUAAAAUUCUGUGCCAUGUCUCGUUGCUUUCCAUUUCCACCACCAGGAUAUGAAAAGAAGCCUAGACCGGAGGAUGAGGACUUAUUAAAAGAGGAGAAACGGAAGGAGAAAAAACAUAAAAAGGAGAAGAAAGACAGAGAAAAGAAAGAAGGUAAAGAAAAAAGGGAUAAAGACAGGAGUGACGGGAAACACAGGGAAAAGAAAGACAAGAAGGAUAAACACCGCGACAAGAAGGAAAAGCACAAGGAUAAAAAGGAUAAAGAGAAGGACAAGGACAAGGAUAAAGAGAGAAGUGACAUCUCUGAAGAGGCAAGAGUUGCCGUUCUACCAGGAGUUUCUAGUGGACAAAAGCUUCCUAGCAGAGAUGAACAUUUUAAAAAAGAAAGCAUCAACUCACAGGAAGCAAAAUACCGCGAUCAGUCUCAUAGCCCGCAUGCAGAAAAGCUCUUUAAAACCAGCCUCCCCACUGUUGAGACAGAGGAGUCAAAAUUUGUACAGGAGUUGGCGAGGCGGAUCAGAAAUGAACAGAAGGGUGCAGGAAGUCAGUUGGCUGAGAGAUUUCCAGUUGAGUCGAAAAGGGAUGAAAAGACAAACAGUAUGUACAUCAAGGAUUUUGGUAAUUUUGUUGAAGAAAAGGAAAAGAAACAGGAGAAAAGAGUUUAUUGCAAUAAGAUGGAUGGACAUCAAGUCAGAGUUGAACCAAGAAUUGGUGUUAAUGCAACACUUCCCAGCUUUCCGGAGAUGGCAAAGAGCAAAUUUCAUGGAUUGCCACCAUUGGAAGAGAAUGUUGAGAACAGGAGAGAUGAAAAAGAUAAAUCCAAAGAACAACGAGAUGACAAACCAAGAGACAAGAAAAAGGAUAAAGAAAAGGAUGCGAAAAGUCAUGGAAAGGAGAAAGACCGGGAAAAAGAAAAGAAAAAGGAAAAGAAGGCGAAGGACAAAAGUGCACACAGGAAAAGUGAACCUGAUAAAUCAAGAGACAUCAAUAAGAGCGAUUUUGUUAGUGUUAGUAACACCAACCACCAAGUUCCACUUGUACCCAAGGAUAACAGAGCUGGUACAGUCACUGAGGGAAAUCUCAGAAAAAGAAAAGAUAUUGAAACAAAUGGUUUCCUGCAUGAGAGUGAAGUCAGGCCUGCUAAAUUGCUGCGGCCCUCAUCCUCUCAUCAGCCCACGCAGAAUGGAAAGAUAUCGGAUACUGACCAAAAGGCAGAAAUGUUAUCUUCCAACAAACAAGGAGUUGCCGCUGAUGUGCAGGUGGUAAACAAGGAGCGCAGUAUUAAUGGUACCAUUAAGUUAUCCAACAAACAUGGAGUUGUCACUGAUAUUGGGUUCGCAAACAAGGAGAACGGGGUCAAUGGUACAGUCAAAGGUCAGCCAUUGGCUAUGUCUAAACCAAAGGCUUCUUCCAUGUCUCCCGGUGUUGAUCAGAUUGCUGAAGCGUCUAAAAGACCUCCUCAUCCAGAUUCCAAGUAUCUGAACCAGAUACUCUCAGUUCCGAAGAUGGACGAGUGGUCGGGAAUUGAUGACCAGGAAUGGUUGUUUGGAAGCAAAAGUACUCUGGUUAGGAAGCCCGACAUGUAUCUUGAUGAAGUUAAGGACAAUCGGGUAUGGUCAGAAGCUUUGCAAAUAGACUCUGCUGACGUUUGUGCGCUGCCAUACGUAAUACCUUAUUGAUCGCUGUUGACAUGAUCUAACACGGUGAGUUUCCAAGGACCUAGCUCUUGUCAGCUAUGCAAGACGAGUAUUUGGCUCGGAGAUACCAACGCUGGGCUCUCGGUUGGAUUCUCUCUCACCUUCCUGCUCUGGUGGUUGUGCACGUGGCUACAUUUAGUGCUGAUAUUGACUCAAGAUUUAGGUACAUCGAUCGCCAUUGCUGAUUGGAGGGGCUAGUUGUUGCCCUGUACUUGAAAAAUCUAACUGUUACAGCCCCGGAUGAAACCAACCAGAAUGUCUAGGAAGAUGCAUGCAUAAGCUUCUGCAAGUUUAUUCUAAAAGCUUAUAUGCCAUUCUAAUUGGGUGUAAGCGAACUAGUAUUUGUGGUCUUUACAACUCCACACAAUUUUGAUUUGUAAUAUAGAACUGCUAUAAUUGUAAGAUAGAUGGGGGGGAAAGAAAAACAAAGAAAAGAGGUAGCAACUGAAUUCAUUUUAUUUUUAUUCACUUAGAUCUCAGUUUUGUUUAUAAUCCAUUUCCACUUUCUGAUAUUAUAACAUGAGAAUCUGAUGCUCAGGAUUUUA